Molecule: messenger RNA, 590 nt
Organism: Electrophorus electricus (electric eel)
Lineage: Eukaryota; Metazoa; Chordata; Actinopteri; Gymnotiformes; Gymnotidae
Product: lysozyme C-2
Molecular function (GO): lysozyme activity
Source: RefSeq, a predicted model, not a curated record
CUCUGUAUAAGGGGAAAUACAAUAUAAGAGAGUGCAGAACCCAGAGCUUCACACCCAGAGAUCCACUACCAGACUGCAACAAAAUGAAGACGAUGGUUUUCCUUUUGCUUCUGGUGCUCUCAGGUGCCAAGCAGUUUGAGAGAUGUGAGCUGGCCAGAACCCUGAAAGCAGCUCAGAUGGAUGGCUACGAAGGUGUCAGUCUGGCUAACUGGGUUUGCUUGACUAAACAUGAGUCCAACUACAACACUCAGGCCAUUAACCACAACCAUGAUAAUUCAACGGACUAUGGGAUUUUCCAGAUCAACAAUCGUUACUGGUGUUCUGAUGGCAAGUUCCCCAGCCAUAACAUCUGUGGAGUCUCCUGUGCUGAAUUACUCACUGACAACAUUUUAAAAGCCAUCCAGUGUGCUAAGACCAUAGUAAAACAGCAGGGCAUCAAAGCAUGGUAUGCUUGGCGUAAUUAUUGCAAGGGUCAUGAUGUAAGCAUUUACAUCGAAGGCUGUGGAGUUUAAAUGAAGAAUGAUGGACUGAAAUUAUGUACUUCACACUGACUGAAAUAAACUCCAUGAGAAAUAUUUGCUCUUCUUAAA